AUGGUUCUCUUUGUUAUCGGUGACGCAACGGGUGCUCUCUAUGCAUGUUCUAGGCUAGCCAUCGAUCUUGCUGCAGGGGUAUAUUCCAUACCAGCCCCUUGGCAAGGCUGCGCAGCGCCAGUUCCACAAUUUGAAUUCGUUCUAUCGGCAUAUGUUCCAGCUUUGACUCUUGCCCUCUUAUUCCUGGGACUGACGUUAUGGAAAUUAUUCCAAACGCAUAGGUCUUUGAACGGCGGCAUUACGUUGAAGAAAAUGCGCGAGCUCGAGUCCGUUUCUCCACUUUUGAUGGCCUUUGUUACAGAUGGUAGCGUUUUCUUUGCAUUGAUUGCCGCGGCGCUUGUCAUUGGUAUGAUCCCUUCCUUCGCUGUUAGUGGCCCUAUACAAUCAGCUUUUCUACCGUGGACCAUGGCAUUUUAUUCUUAUUCCGGAGCACACCUCAUCCUCAACCUCCGGUCGCGUGUUCUCGGGCAGAACGCCACUCCGACGUGGAAUGAUACGCUUGAAUUCGCACAUCCGGUUUCCCAGAGAACACAAACAGCCGAUGUGCCAUUGGACGACAACCCUGUAUAG
Messenger RNA from Desarmillaria tabescens, 570 nucleotides. RefSeq lists its product as uncharacterized. NCBI's taxonomy places the organism in Eukaryota, Fungi, Basidiomycota, Agaricomycetes, Agaricales, Physalacriaceae. The record is from RefSeq and is a predicted model, not a curated record. Bases 1 to 570 code for a protein of 189 amino acids. The transcript is spliced from 9 exons.